Molecule: messenger RNA, 955 nt
Organism: Diuraphis noxia (Russian wheat aphid)
Lineage: Eukaryota; Metazoa; Arthropoda; Insecta; Hemiptera; Aphididae
Product: sepiapterin reductase-like
Biological process (GO): tetrahydrobiopterin biosynthetic process
Molecular function (GO): sepiapterin reductase (NADP+) activity
Source: RefSeq, a predicted model, not a curated record
CCGUCGCCCAACCUUCAGGACUUUCUACUUGGAUCAAUCCAGAACAGCCUUUGUCUACAACUGAAACCCAAAAAUUAAUUGAACAAGAUACUGAAGAUGAAUGAGUUUUGGAGUCGUCGUACUUGUGUCAUUUUGACUGGCGCUAGCAAAGGUAUAGGACAGUGUUUGGCUGUAGAAAUUGGUAAACUUUUGAUUCCAGAGUCAACCAUUGUUCUUAUGGCUAGAGAUACAAAUGGUCUGGAAAAAACUAAAGAAAUGGUGAAUAAAGAAAACAGUGAUAUUUUGGUAGAGUAUUAUAGCGUAGAUUUAUACAACUCCAACGCAACAAUGUUUGAAAAAAUUGUUGAGCCUAUUGAUUCAACAAAGUAUGAAUUAUUUUUAUUAAUUCAUAAUGCUGGGUCAGUUGGUAAUUUGGAUCAUCUCGCAGCUGACAUGAAUGAUCCCGAUGAGUGGAACAAAUAUAUGUUGUUGAAUUUAUAUUCAGUAACCUGUCUAACAAGUGUAUUUUUAUCCAAGUUCAAUUCAGAUACAGCUGAAAGAUGUGUYGUCAAUAUUACUUCAUUAUUAGCGAUUGAACCAUUUAAAUCAGUUGGAUAUUAUUGCGUUGGAAAAGCUAGUAGAGAAAUGUACUUUCGUGUAUUGGCUUUAGAAAAUCCUUCUCUGAAUAUUCUUAGCUAUUCUCCAGGYCCUGUGUUAACUGAUAUGUAUACCAAUAUUAGUUUGAAUUCAAAAGACGAAGUUGUACGCGAACAAUUUACAAGUGGACAACAAAAACAAUAUAUUGUGAAAGUAGAAGACACUUGUCAAAAACUAGUUAACACUUUAGCCAUGAGAAAUUAUAAAUCUGGCGGCAGAGUUGAUUAUUAUGAUCGAUAAUUGUAUUCCACAUUUUUUUUAAACAUUUUAUGUAUUACUGUUUUUAAGUUAAUUUUAUUAUUUGCUUCAUAUAUUAAUU